Knipowitschia caucasica is the source of this 270-nucleotide messenger RNA. NCBI's taxonomy places the organism in Eukaryota, Metazoa, Chordata, Actinopteri, Gobiiformes, Gobiidae. The record is from the annotation of a GenBank genome assembly.
AUGUAUUGCAAAAUAAAUGGAUAUUCCAACUUUCAAAAAGGAGCGUUUGGGUGUGCUAGAUGUUUGUUCACCAAAGGAUGGGUUGAGCUCCCCAAAGUGGAGAUACCGAGAAUUAAAGCUGAGUCCACCUCUAAAGUUGAAGGCUGGGGCAAUGACAUGUCUUCUUCUUCUACGUCACCAGACAUGUCUGUGACCAUCUCACUGUUUCUCAAGACUGGGACCAGCAUUCAAGAUCAUCUGCACGGAAUCACAGAAAGGCAUCAACCCUAA